Molecule: messenger RNA, 755 nt
Organism: Eurytemora carolleeae
Lineage: Eukaryota; Metazoa; Arthropoda; Copepoda; Calanoida; Temoridae
Source: RefSeq, a predicted model, not a curated record
GUUUUUGUACUCUACAAUAACUGGAGCAGUGAAUACAUGUUUUCAGUUAAUAUCUACUCUCCUUGCAUUAUCCUGCCCUACGCUUCUUGCGGCCUUCCAGAUACUUUCUGCCCAGCGGCCGACUUCAAAGUUUUAUCUUGACAAUGAGGUUUGGUUUGGGUUAGAAGUUGGUACGUUUAUUAUUCUACCUCUCUUCAUUCUCACAAUAUUCGGAACAAUUAACUAUUGCAAGAUAUCAAUAAGCUCCCGACCCAUGCCAUCAUCUGAGUUAGUAGGAGUGAAGACUAAUAUUGGUCUGGUAGUGAUUACUAACAUCAGUAUUUUCAUUUUUCUCAUUCAGGAAUGUCUUAUGCUUUGGCUAUCACAAUUGAAUUCUAAAAGCGCACUGGACAUGAAUGUAAAGAAUAUGCACGAACUGGUCUCUGUAUCACUACUGUGUGUAAGAAUGGGAUUGAAUCUGAUUCAGUUUUUAGUCCCCCUCGUCGUUCUGCACAUUUCUAGUUCGUGUUGCUAUAAAUGCUGUUGCCCAGCAAUUAAUCAGCUGGAGGAAACAAGAUACAAACCUGUAAGUAGAGUUGCUGAGAAUAUUAAUCUUUAAACAGAUAUAAUCAUAAUGUGAAAACAGAUUAGCAAUGCCUUCCGUAGUUCACAUUUUAUUUAAAUGUAAAAAAAAUUUAUUAUUCACAAAAUUUAAAAAUCGGCAAUCAAAUACUCCAUCUUGUGAAGUUAUGUAAAUAAAUUAAUUUUGAAAUGAA